Molecule: messenger RNA, 1293 nt
Organism: Nicotiana attenuata
Lineage: Eukaryota; Viridiplantae; Streptophyta; Magnoliopsida; Solanales; Solanaceae
Exons: 1
Coding region: 1-1293 (430 amino acids)
Source: RefSeq, a predicted model, not a curated record
AUGAAUGGGCUAAUUAGUGAACUGAUUGAUGCCGACAAUAGAAGUUGUGGUGGUCCUGUGGUGAGCAGAUGUGUGGCUCCUUGGUUGAUGCUACUGCCGGAGUUUAAGGAGGACAGCACCGUCUUCAAAUUCUACAGACCGACAGAAGGGGAUGUCAUACAAGUACAACUUGAGCAGCAGGAAGACCAAGUGGUGAUGCCUGAUAUUGAUUCCGUUUGCUUGGGUUCAUUAUCCAAGGGAUGGCUUGUUUGUAUACAGCCUAAAGAUUGUCUUCUCUUUAUGUUUAACCUACUUUCUGGUAAGACUAUCCAGCUUCCAUCCAUUGAAACUUUCCCCUGUGUUAACGGCGUUUUUCGGAACAGUGUCAGAGUCGAAUGCUUUCUUAACCACAAAUCCAUUCCCUUAACCCCACAACGUAUGUCUUCAUACAUUGUCGAAAAGAUGAUCCUUUCAUCCCCUGAUCCUAUGGAUGAGGACUGCAUAGCGUUGGUUAUUUAUGGGUCCCUCCAGAGACUCGCAUUCUGCAGGAGGCCUGCCAUAGCUGAAGCCAAUUCGUGGACUGCACUCGACGGUCCCUUAUGUUUGUACACUCAAGUUGUGUUCCACAGUGGAAAGAAACUAUUUUUUGCUCUCACCCAAGAUAAGGAGCUUGAAGCUUGGGAUCUCCACAAUGAUCCAACUAAGAGGUUUCUCAUUCAGAUUGAAGAUAUAGGUUGCAGUGAUGAUUGGCCCUGUUCUGCUGCGGAUGAUGCUGAGCUGGAGUGCAAGUCAUUGUACUGUUGGGACGCUGAUUACUUGGUAUAUGACCACCAAAGCCAGGAGCUUUUUAUUGUUACACGCUACAUAGCACAUGGCAUUGCCCAAGAUGGGACUUUGGUAUUGCCUGUAGACAAUGUUGAGCGUGAAUGUCCCUACAAGACUCAAACUUUUGAUGUUUUCAAGCUUGAUUUUAUAGACCAUGAUCAUGUGGAGCUUCAAUACUUGCCUGGCAGCCUUGGCAAUCGUGCAUUCUUCAUUGGUUCCAAUCCCGGCUUUGCUUUGUCGACCACCAUGUUCCCGGAAUUGAGGCCCAAUUCUAUUUACUUUACAGAUGAUCUAACUUAUGCUUACAUAUUUAGGAAGGAGCCUAAUUGUGGAGGUCAUGAUUUGGGGAUUUAUGACUGUAAAGAAGGAAGCUUUUUAUCCUGUUACUACCCUGUCGAAGUAGACAAGAUACAAAGGAUUCUACCAGCUCCUAUUUGGUUCACCCCUGAUGUUGAUGCGACAUGCUUGGCCUCCACUUUAGGUCUCUAA